AGCUCCGGUGUGUGGUCCAGGUCUCGAUCUUUCCCAGACUCCCAAAAAUCUUCUAACACGUCGGGAGUACGACGUUGGAUUUGUGAAUUCUUUCAUUUUCAAAAGUUUACAAGAUCAAAAAAAAAUUCGAAGGGGAAAGAGCAGAAGGGGGGAAAAGAAACCCAAAAAAAAAAAAAAAAAAAAAAAAAAAAAAAAAAGACUUCCCCAGAAAGAAAGAAGAGAAAGGAAGAAAGGAAGGGUGGAAGGGAGGGGAAAAAAUAUCACCCAGAGAAAAAAGAGGAGAAACUCAAGAGGAAGUGGAUUGUUCGUCAUUAAAAUCUUCGUUUUUCAAUUGAUCAUCAUCUUCCCCAACUCCCACCCCCCUCCCGGUCCCGGCCCCUUCUCUCCCUCUUAUCAUCACAUUCCUCAUCUAAUCCUACACAAUCCUCCCUUUUCUUUAUUAUUGUUUUGAUAUCAAAUCGAUUUGAUCAUUUCCCAUUCUUUCCGAUUAUCCUAUUUUUCUUUUUUGUUUUUGACUCGGUGGUCCUAAAAAAAAAGUGUUACAUAUAUAUAUAUAUAUAUAUAUUUUUUUUUGUUAUUGUUGUUGUUGUUGUUGUUGUUGCUGCUGUUGUCCUCUUCCAUUGAUCAGAACUACAAAGUUGUAUAGAAGAGAUAAAUACCUAAGGGGUUGACAAAAAGAAGUUGUUAAGAUGCCAGGUGCCGGUGGUCAGCCACCGCAGCAAAGGACUACCUUUAGACCACCCUGGGUCAAGGAUGGUGGUCCUAAUCCUCUACCCAUGCCCACAGCACCAUGGACCCUUAAUUCUAGAAGGGACUCCAAGUCGAAGGCCGAAGAACCACCGGCUUUCACCAAAGUUACGUUAAAGAGUGUCUCAAAACCAACGGAAUCGGUGCCGGAAACUACCGAAACUGGUCAACAAGGAACACGGAAGCAAAGUAAAAUCACUAUAAUACCGUCUCAACCAAAAAGUGAAAAAAAUCUUAAUGCCGCUGCUCCCACCGCGGCUGCUACUGCUGCUGCUGCUGCUGCUGCUGCAACAACGACGACAAAGACAAAGACAACAAGUAGUACACCUCCGUCAUCAAAGCCACGAGAGAAUGGACGACAGGAGCCAAAUUCGAGGCCGCAACUCGAGCGACAAGUUCGCAUUGAGAGAUCUCGAUCCCGAGGUGACACCGUACCAUUAUCCAAGAGCGAAAGUUCAACUGGUGCCCCAACGUUGUCAAAGAGUUCGUCUAGGGCGGCCAUUCCACCCCCACCCCCACCAAGGCCACCCCCACCACCACCAAGUCGUUCAAUCCUUAAGGAUAUACCGCCAUUGACCGAGAGUCAGGAGAAACAAUUGGAGAUGUUAAAAUCAAGGCCAAGGAAACGUCCCGAUUGGGCGAGCAUGAUGAAGGAGGUUGAAAGUGGUAAACGUUUAAGACACGUCAAAUGCAACGACAGAAGUGCACCCUUGAUCGAGAGGGUUAACAAGGUCACAGCUGAUCCAGCAGGCAAGGCCCACUUCGUAUUCGAGUCAGAAAAGUCAAAUAUGCACAAUCAAUUGCUGAAGCAGAUUCAGCAGGGUGUCAAAUUGAAAAGCGUUAAGACCAAUGACAGAUCCAAACCUAUAUUGGAGGGUCUUAGGAAAUUUAGAAGACAAUUGACGAUAGAGGAACAAAUGCAAAAGGUUGAGGUCGAAGAUGAACCAGAUGAUGUAAUAGACGACGAUGACAUAGACGCAGUCAGGGAUGAUUUGCAAAGUACCAAGCAAAUGCUCGCAAUUGAGCUUAGAAAUAAGGAGGCAUUAGAAAGGGAGAACAAAAGAUUGCAGGCAAGAAUUUUAAAUCUCGAAGCAGAGGUAGAAAGAACGAGAUCGCAAAAGAACGUACAAGAGUAUAAGCAACAAGAGGAAAAAUUAACGGAAUCAUUGAAAGAGGAAGCUCGUGCUGCAAGGAAGGACGUUGAAAGAUUAGAGAAGGAAUAUGCUAAUACGGCUGAGGAAAGGGAUAAGUAUAAAAAUGAAUUGGAGGAAAUGAAAAGGAUCUAUAACAAUUUGGAGAAACGCAUGAAAGCUGGAAUGGCACUGGCUGGUUGUCCAAGCGCAAAAGACGUCGCAAGAAUAGCCUCUCAAAAGAAUAUGGAAAAUAAACAACAGGAUAUGAGUGAAACUGAAGAAGAGUUAGAAGAGGAGGAAGAUGAAAGUACAGAGGAAGAGGAUGAAGAAGAUUCAAAAGCAUCUACGGAGAAACGUUUGCAGAGAGAAAUCAAAUUACUUUCUACCAAAGUAAAGAACUUUAUGGACAAAGCCGUUAAUGCAAGAAAGGAGAGGCACGCAUUGAAGGAACAGAUAAAACAACAACAGAAAUUAUUAAAAGAAGAGAAACGUAAGUUUAAACAUUUGCAAAAGGAAGUCGACAAGAUGGCGAAAUUAAUGGCCGACGCUGAUGGCGACGAUGAAGAGGAAGAAGAAGAGGAUGAAGAAACGGAAUCCGAAGAAUCAGAAUCUGAAGAAUCCGAAGAGGAGGAAGAAUCUGAGAUCGAUGAAAUAGGUCAUACUAUUGAACAAGAGAAAGAUAUUUUACAGAAACGUGUAAAGAGACAUGAAAAUCGAUUGGCCGCUUUAAAAAAAGGUAAUUAUCUUUUAAAGGCACAAGUCGAUAGAUUAAAGGACGAUUUGGCCAAACAACGAGAAGAAAGUAUUACGUUGCAAGAAGAUUUGGAUUCGGUUUUAGCAGAAUUAGGUUAAGUUAUGAUAUAAGUUCAAUAAUAAUAAUUAACUCUUUGAUUGCGACGCUUCUUCCGAUCUUAAAUUAUUAUUAAGAUAUUGUGCGACGUAAUAUUCACCGAGGAGCGUGUGUGUUACAUAUACAUAUAUAUAUAUAUAUAUACAUACGUAUGUAUAUAUAUAUACAUUCAUUCAAAGGGUUAAUAAGUACAAAACGAUUGUAUACAUUAAACAUAGUGAAUCUUAUGAAUGAUAAAAAAGAAAAAUAAUAAGGAAACCACUUUCGUGA
Vespa velutina is the source of this 3000-nucleotide messenger RNA. RefSeq names its product golgin subfamily A member 6-like protein 22. Gene Ontology annotation, molecular function: actin binding. The record is from RefSeq and is a predicted model, not a curated record. The transcript has 8 exons. Bases 690 to 2732 code for a protein of 680 amino acids. NCBI's taxonomy places the organism in Eukaryota, Metazoa, Arthropoda, Insecta, Hymenoptera, Vespidae.